Messenger RNA from Geodia barretti, 255 nucleotides. NCBI's taxonomy places the organism in Eukaryota, Metazoa, Porifera, Demospongiae, Tetractinellida, Geodiidae. The record is from the annotation of a GenBank genome assembly.
GAAGAUGGCUUGCCAUUAGACACAGUACAAGUGUACAGUCCUCCCAGUCUCCCAGCCACAGUCAGAGUGUGGGUGUACUGUGCAGUCUCUGGGUCAUUCAACACAGUCUGGGUUCCUUGGGUGACAGUGGUGGAGUCUCUGGUCCAAGUGACAGUGGUAGCAGGUCCACCAGUGGAGAUACAGGUGAGGGUCAGCUGGCUAGGGUCAAAUGUCACUCCUCCAGAUAUUGAGAUGUCUCCUACAGUAAAGAACCAA